AUGGCUCAGACACAAGCGUGUUGGCCCCCCACUCUGACCACGGAUCCUGAGAUUCUAGGCUACUUGACAGACAUCAAUAAGAUCAAUUACAGCCGUGACAUUGGCCGCUCCUUUCACCUCGGUGGCAACAUCUACCAUCAAUAUGGAGACACUUUCUGCAAGAACAGCAAAGGCGACUUCGUUGGAGUGGUUUGUUGUACUACUUCGAAAGUGGUCGAUCAAUCGAAGCCCUUGCAAAGCUCAUACCUAGCUAUCGAUUCAAACGGUCUUGUAAUGCCACUUCUCAGUCUGAACGACGAAGAGAUAGCGUAUCAGAAAAACAAUCCCGGGAACAGACCUACGCUUUGGGCGUUUGGCGGAGUAGUCGAAGUCGGAAAUGGCAUUGGAUUGCUUUGGUAUGAGAAAGGCAUCGACCAUAACCCUGGAAGCGGUCAACCGCAGACGUAUGAAUGUCUAGGGAUUGGCAUUGCCAAGGUGGCAAUAGAACGUAGCUCAGGUCAACCAACAACAGAGCGAAUACCUGGAUUGCUGUUCCAGCAGAAUGAACCGCAUUUUGGAUCUGCAUUUCUGGAUAACGGGUACAUAUAUCUAUAUGGGCAAAUUUCUGGUGACUGCAAGAUCGCACUCACCAGAGUACCACCCGACUCAGCCACUGACCGCUCGAAGUAUCAAUUCUGGAAUGGCUCCGGCUGGUGCACCAAUACGUCCGACUGUGCUCCUGCCUAUGCAGAUCUGCCCCAGGGGCAAGUCCUUCGCUCCAGCUUCUUUGGGACUGCGUAUCCCUACCUUUUCGUCGGCGUCAGUAAGUAUGGUGACAGCAAGAUUCGCGUAGGUCGUGCGAAAGCACCGGAAGGACCCUGGGAUAUCUAUGUUGUAGGUACUGCGAAAGGCAUCAAUUACCCUAAUGACUACAUGUACUGCAUCUUUCCCCACCCUUGGGCGUUUGCGGACAAAGACGGAAAGUUGAUGGUGACGUGGAGUGAGCAUUGGCCAGGUGGAGUAGUGGCUGCAAAGUUGAGCUUCAAGCUCGACGCUCAAGCUGCAAAACAGGGAUUAUAA
Messenger RNA from Bacidia gigantensis, 1059 nucleotides. RefSeq lists its product as uncharacterized. Bases 1 to 1059 code for a protein of 352 amino acids. The record is from RefSeq and is a predicted model, not a curated record. The transcript has 2 exons. NCBI's taxonomy places the organism in Eukaryota, Fungi, Ascomycota, Lecanoromycetes, Lecanorales, Ramalinaceae.